Molecule: messenger RNA, 4090 nt
Organism: Fundulus heteroclitus (mummichog)
Lineage: Eukaryota; Metazoa; Chordata; Actinopteri; Cyprinodontiformes; Fundulidae
Gene: setdb1b
Product: SET domain bifurcated histone lysine methyltransferase 1b
Exons: 25
Coding region: 87-3878 (1263 amino acids)
Biological process (GO): negative regulation of gene expression; heterochromatin organization
Cellular component (GO): nucleus
Molecular function (GO): DNA binding; zinc ion binding; histone H3K9 methyltransferase activity
Source: RefSeq, a predicted model, not a curated record
AUACCCCGGCGUCCACAGCAUGCGCUACUCUUUGUAGCCAGUCGUUAGCCUAGCAGCAGGCUAGUUUUAUAUUUGCAACCGCUGGGAUGGAGAGCGGUGAGGGAAUGGAGGUUGACGGCUGGGACCCCAGUUUGGAGGACGAGUUGGGAGUUUCGCUGGACGACCUGAAGAAAUGGAUUGAAGAGGCUGUGGAGCAGAGUGAGGCUGUGCAGAAGAAAAAAGCGCAGCUGAUAGAGCUCGAGGAAUGGGUGGAGCAGAAAGAGAAAGAGGAGGAGAAGACAGAGAAACUUCUCAUCGACGCAAACCAGUCCAUAUUGGAGUGCGAGAAGCUGGUGAAGGCAGCGUAUCGAACCAACGGCCUGGUCUAUCGGGAGAGCAGCUCGGAGGAUGAGGGAGGCGGAGGACGGGGGCUGCCCUGCGAAGUCAUCGAGAUAGAUGACGACGAAGACGACGACGUCAUAGCGGUGGGCUGCCUGGUUCCUCCGUCGAAGACACUGACGCCAGCUAAAGACCCAGCGUUAAAAGAAGCGUCUGCAGUUCUGCAGAAAACCACCCAGCAGGUCCAGAAGUUGGUCCAAAUAGUCACCAAGCCCUCCGCCGGUUCUCCUUUGAUACGGACAGCAGUGCAGUCUGCAGCUCAGCCAGGCGUUCAGAGCUCCACACCAGCAAUAUUCGUAUCACAGGCUCCGUCUCAGAUGACGCAGCCGAACCCCAACAUAAAAGAAGACGAGCUCAAAGUCGGGAUGAACAUCCUGGGAAAGAAACGCACCAAGACGUGGCACAAAGGCUCCCUGGUUGCAAUUAAUCCUGUUGGAAAUGGUGUAUUUAAGUAUAAGGUGAGGUUUGAUAAAGGCAAGAGCCUGCUGUCUGGGAAUCAUGUGGCCUUUGACUACAACCCCACCCUGGAGAGCCUGUACGUCGGGGCUCGUGUAGUCGCUAAGUACAAAGACGGCAACUUGGUCUGGCUGUAUGCUGGGAUCGUAGCAGAGAUGCCUAACAACAAGAACCGCAUGAGGUUUCUGAUCUUCUUCGACGAUGGCUACGCUUCAUAUGUCAUCCUUCCUGAACUGUACCCAGUUUGCAGACCAUUAAAACGCACUUGGGAAGACAUAGAGGAUGCGUCUUGUCGGGACUUCAUCGAGGAGUACAUCUCCGCCUACCCCAGCAGGCCGAUGGUGCUCCUAAAGGUCGGCCAGAUAAUCAAGACGGAGUGGGAGGGGACCUGGUGGAAGAGCAAAGUGGAAGAGGUGGACAGCAGCUUAGUCAAGAUUCUCUUCCUGGAUGAUAAGAGGAGCGAGUGGAUUUAUAGAGGAUCCACCAGGCUGGAGCCCAUGUUCAACCUGAAACUGGCUUCUGCAAACACCCACGAGAAGAAGCUCGCUGGCCACCAGAGGACGAGACCAAACAUGGGGGCAUUAAGGAGCAAAGGCCCAGUAGUCCAGUACACUGGCGUCGAACAUGUCGGAACUGCUCCUGCCAAGCCGCUUCCAAGUCAGCCUCAAGCGACCAGCCAGCCUCAAGCGACAACGUUAAUUCAGCAGCUUCAGCAACGUCCACAGCCCCAGCCCAUCCAACAGGUCCAGCAAGUCCAGCAAUCCCAGCAGCCACAGCAACCACAGCAACCACAGCAGCCACAGACCCAACAAACCCCUCAGCCCUCACAAGCUUCCCAGCUUCAACGUGUUGAAAAUAAACAUCAGAUGGCAAAGAAGAGCACCUCUUCUUUCAUCCCUGGUGUGGGAGGGACACAUGCCUCCAAGAUCUUGCAGGCUGCAUCCGCCAACAGCAGCAACAUCACAAUUGGGAAAGUGUUGAGCAUCCAGAGUACCCCCACCUCCUCCUUCACGCCUUCCUACCAGAGACAGACGCCUUCUCUAGUUUCUCCUCCUGCCAUGGUUACGCACGCGAUGGCCACCAUCCCUCAGCAGCCCUCCUACCGAGCGCCCACAGACCGAAUCUUCUACCUGGCACACACCUGUCAGCCCGCCUGUCUGAACCGUGUUCGACCAUCAAAAUCAGACCUGCACAGAGGAAAGAACCCCCUCCUCACCCCGCUGCUGUACGAUUUCAGACGCAUGACGGGACGGCGCAAAGUCAACCGCAAGAUGUCUUUCCACGUCAUCUACAAGGCUCCGUGUGGACUCUGCCUGCGAAACAUGGGGGAGAUCCAGAACUACCUCUUCCAGACCCUCUGUGACUUUAUAUUCUUGGAGAUGUUCUGUCUCGACCCGUAUGUGCUGGUGGACCGGCCGUUCCAGCCGCAAAGGCCCUUCUAUUACAUUCCAGACAUCACUAGUGGAAAGGAGGACAUCCCUCUGUCCUGCGUCAACGAGAUCGAUACUACUCCACCGCCUAAUGUAAAAUACAGUAAGGAGCGCAUCCCUGAAGAUGGAGUAUUUAUUAACACCAGCUCAGACUUCCUGGUCGGCUGUGAGUGUACAGACGGCUGUCGAGACAAAUCCAAAUGCUCCUGCCACCAGCUGACCCUCCAGGCUUCCGGGUGCACCCCUGGCGCACAGAUCAACCAAAACGCAGGAUAUUCCUUCAAGCGAUUAGACGAGUGCCUGCCCACAGGGAUCUACGAGUGUAACAAAAGGUGCAAAUGUUGUGCUCAGAUGUGCACGAACCGGCUGGUGCAGCACGGCCUGCAGGUCCGUCUGCAGCUCUUUAAGACCCAGAACAAAGGCUGGGGGAUUCGCUGUCUGGAUGAUAUCGCUAAGGGCUCAUUUGUCUGCAUUUAUGCUGGUAAAAUCCUGACAGAUGACUUUGCAGACAAAGAAGGUCUAGAGAUGGGCGACGAGUAUUUCGCUAACCUGGACCACAUCGAGAGCGUGGAGAACUUCAAGGAGGGCUACGAGAGCGAGGCUCACUGCUCAGACAGCGAGGGGAGCGGCGUGGACGUGUCCAGAAUGAAAAUCCAGCCGUCCGCUUUAGUCUCGGCCGGCGCCGCGAGAAAGAAAGCUCAGAGCUCCAGCUCAUCAGAUGACACCAACAACGAAGAGGAGAAAGAUUCAAAGAGCGAAGACGAAAGCGACAGCUCAGACGACACAUUUGUGAAGGACAACUACUACACCCCCGGCUCUGUGUGGAGGAGUUACACUACGCGGGGUCAGGUUAAGGGCAACAAAGAAGGGAGUCAGGACAGUAAGGAUGGAUUGAGCGUCUCAGCCAAAGGACAAGAAGAGGAAAAACCUCCCUCAAUGCCAGAGGAGACGGGGAAAAGCAAAGUGGCCUCCUGGUUAACAAGCCAGGGCCUGAAGAAGGAAGCUGGAGACAACAAGAGUCAGAUAAAGACCGACCUCGUAAAGAAACAGGAAGUCAUGACUCUCUCCGACAGCGACGAUGUUCAGACCAUUAGCUCUGGAUCUGAAGACAACAGAGAGAGGGAAAAAGCCACUCCAGCUUCUGUAUCUGGUGUGACCAAGAAGCAGGUGGCGGUGAAAUCCACGCGAGGCAUCGCCCUGAAGAACAGCCACAGUCUGAUGGUGAAAACGGGUCCGUCCGGAGGAGGGGUCGGGCCCAGCGGUCAGGGGGGCAAACCCGGACAGCAGGGCAAGUCUGGGGGAGGGGGGGAGAACGCCCCCAAAAACACCCGCCUGUUCUUCGACGGCGAAGAGUCCUGCUACAUCAUCGACGCCAAGUUGGAGGGAAAUCUUGGACGUUACCUCAACCACAGCUGCAGUCCCAACCUUUUCGUCCAGAACGUGUUUGUGGACACACAUGACUUGAGAUUCCCCUGGGUGGCCUUCUUUGCCAGCAAGCGCAUCCGGGCCGGCACAGAACUGACCUGGGAUUAUAACUACGAGGUUGGGAGCGUGGAAGGCAAAGAGCUGCUGUGCUGCUGCGGAUCCACGGAGUGCCGAGGACGGCUGCUGUGAUCAACCCCGACCUCUUCUACCCCUGUAGUAAAACCCGACAACUGCAACACUGUACCUGGUUAUUUAGUUGUUUUUUUUAAGUUCAGUUAAUUUUAUUACAUCUAAUUAUGUUGAUGUGCUUUUUUUUUUUUUUUUUUUACCAGCAUGUUUCUCAAAGCAUCUCAUGUCCAUGUAAUGUUUUCUUUACCUCUGAAUAAAAGUUUCUUCAGUGC